CUGGCCACUACGGGCAGCCCUCGGACUUGGCCUUGGGGGACCGCAGGGAGCUGGUGUACCCCGGAGCUACAAUUGAGGUGAAGAAACUAAAGCCAGGGAGGGGAGGAGACUAUUUCUAAGGGGUGCCUAUGGGAGGCCUGCCCUGAAAGGAUGCUGUGAAGACCACUUCUCUGAGAUGCUCUGGCCUGAGUUUAACAUACCCUGAUAGGCUGCGUCACACUGCACUUCCACCUGCUUGGAGGAUGUGAGUGGACUGUAGCUGGGUGCCCCUGGAAGCAUGGAGACUGUGGUAAUCGUUGCCAUAGGUGUGCUGGCCACCAUUUUCCUGGCCUCCUUUGCUGCUUUGGUGGUGGUCUGUAGGCAGCGCUACUGCCGGCCUCGAGACCUACUACAGCGCUAUGAUUCCAAGCCCAUUGUGGACCUCAUUGGUGCUAUGGAGACCCAGUCUGAACCCUCCGAGUUAGAGUUGGAUGAUGUUGUCAUCACCAAUCCCCACAUCGAGGCCAUUCUGGAGAAUGAAGACUGGAUCGAAGAUGCCUCGGGCCUCAUGUCCCACUGCAUCGCCAUCUUGAAGAUUUGUCACACUCUGACAGAAAAACUUGUUGCCAUGACAAUGGGUUCUGGGGCCAAGAUGAAGACGUCAGCAAGUGUCAGCGACAUCAUUGUGGUGGCCAAACGGAUUAGCCCCAGAGUGGACGACGUCGUGAAGUCAAUGUACCCUCCGCUGGACCCCAAGCUCCUGGAUGCAAGGACAACUGCCCUGCUCCUGUCCGUUAGUCACUUGGUGCUAGUGACCAGAAAUGCCUGCCACCUAACCGGGGGCCUAGACUGGAUUGACCAGUCACUGUCUGCUGCUGAGGAACACCUGGAAGUCCUUCGAGAGGCAGCUCUGGCUUCUGAGCCAGAUAAAAGCCUCCCCAACCCCGAGGGCUUCCUGCAGGAACAGUCGGCCAUUUAAUCAUCUUCGAGGCCCCUGUUUCUGCCCCUGGGAGAACCUUCUACUUCCUGUAGAUUUAGUUGCUCUCUAGAGCUCUGGCGGCCAGUCCUGGGUGCAGGGUAAAGCCGAGAGCCUUGCACUGGAUGCCUCUGCUGCAAUGGCAAAUAGUGGCUGGAGAGUGGCAGUGUAAUACCACGGUUAGGGGAGGCGCCUUGUACCUCUACAGCAGAGCGCAGAAAGCCGCAGAGCUCGCUGCUGCUACAUUUAGUUCAUUUAAUGUUUCCAAGAAAAUCGAGUUGUCCUCUAAGAAUCGAGAGACUUCACAUUAAAUUAGACUUUCUGGCUUCUGAAAAUCAAGGUGUAGCAACAUGGACAAUCAGAACUAAGUGGCUAGGAUGAGAUUGUCUCUUUGGGUGAAGACCCUUGCUCUCCCCUUGCUGUUUUGUUUGUGUUCGGUGCUUGGUCCCUGAAGCAUUGGCGCCCCCCACCCCACCCCGCUUUUCUUGUACCUUCCUCUUUCCCAUUUGUGUUAGAAGCUGAGGAAUGCAAAGUCUCCUUUGUAUCACUAUGCCUGCAAUUUCACUUUACAACCACUAGGCGAAUAGUAAACUUAUACUUCUGUUUUCCUCAA
Molecule: messenger RNA, 1568 nt
Organism: Arvicanthis niloticus (Nile rat)
Lineage: Eukaryota; Metazoa; Chordata; Mammalia; Rodentia; Muridae
Gene: Tmem98
Product: transmembrane protein 98
Cellular component (GO): endoplasmic reticulum
Source: RefSeq, a predicted model, not a curated record